AGGGGCGGCGCACUUGGUCUUUCUUGUUGUUUCGUAAACCGGGUGCUGUAUACCUCACCUCGCUGCUUAGGGGAUUCAUUCAUUUAUUCUUCUUCUUUUUUUUUAAUAAAUUAUUAUUAUUAUUAUUAUUAAAAAUCAGAGAAGCAAUUACAAUUCGAUUCUCCUUCUUCUUCUUCACUCCUGUCUCUCUCUUCUUUUUGGCAAAGUGAAACCUUUUAUUGAAAACUAAGAAUAAAUUAAGUUUAGUGAAAUGGGUAUUCCUUCGGAAAUGAGGGAUUUUUGGGUCAAACGUAGUCAAAGAGAACCUGCCUUACUCAUUGCUUCGCCAGCUGAAGAACGCAAGAUUUUCAACGCCAAGCAUUGCACUCAAGAAGGUGUGCGUGCUGGAUUCAAGGCAGCUUCCAUUGCGUGUGUUGCUACUGCUGUUCCCACUUUGAUCGCUGUUCGGAAAGUUCCUUGGGCAAAGGCAAACCUCAACUAUACAGCUCAGGCGCUAAUUAUUUCUGCUGCAUCAAUUGCUUCAUACUUCAUCACUGCUGAUAAAACCAUCUUAGAGUGUGCAAGAAGAAAUGCUCAGUUCGAACAAGCCUUAAGAAACCAAGACUGAUAUGGGGAAACUCUGUCUCAAGUCUCUCAGUUUAAAUAAUUUGCAUACAGCACAGUUCUUCGUCGUAGAACUUGAGGCUGACAGCACUUAUCCCCAUCCAAACCUCCCUCUGUUUUAUGUAUUAAAGUACCCUUUCACCAUUUGUUUUUCUUAAUGUAACUGUAUGUAAUCAAUUUUAACACAAUGCUUUUUGGCUUGUGCAUUUCAGCAGAGGGUAUGGCUUUUCUGGUCUUA
Messenger RNA from Cannabis sativa, 841 nucleotides. RefSeq names its product early nodulin-93. The record is from RefSeq and is a predicted model, not a curated record. NCBI's taxonomy places the organism in Eukaryota, Viridiplantae, Streptophyta, Magnoliopsida, Rosales, Cannabaceae. Bases 251 to 607 code for a protein of 118 amino acids. The transcript has 4 exons.